Messenger RNA from Branchiostoma floridae (Florida lancelet), 2791 nucleotides. Its product is annotated as protein prune homolog 2-like. Lineage: Eukaryota; Metazoa; Chordata; Leptocardii; Amphioxiformes; Branchiostomatidae. The coding region runs from base 1 to 1182 and encodes 393 amino acids. Gene Ontology annotation, cellular component: cytoplasm. The record is from RefSeq and is a predicted model, not a curated record. Gene Ontology annotation, biological process: apoptotic process. The transcript has 10 exons.
AUGAUAUCCCUGUUUCCUGACACAGUUCCUCCCUCUUCUCUGGACCUGGGAUCGGGCGCGAGACCCAAGCAGAGAAAACGUGUGCCGCUGUCCCCCAACCUCAAUGUUAACCUGGACAGCACCAUGACCACGCAGGACAGCGUGGACGAGACUCCAGAUGACCUGGAUGAUGACGACCUUGACAACCUUCCCGAUGACAUUGAUACUCCAGAUGACAUUGACGACUUUGAUUCGUCAGGACAUGGAAAUGACCUUGAAUGGGAAGACGACAUCUGUGCCCUAUCUGAUGAGCUGGAGUGGGACGAGUUGCUAUUGGUGUACGUGCCCUGGAAAACUCAACCAGACCUCAGUAAGACAGACGACACGCCCAUCGGGAGCAGUCGCACCACCCCCCAGGGCGAGAGCGUGCCUCAGUUUGCCGCGGAUGAGGAGGCGCGGAUGUGGAGAACUGUGGUGAUUGGUGAGCAGGAGCACCGCAUCGACAUGAAGGUCAUUGAUCCGUACAAGAAGGUCAUCUCGCACGGUGACUUCUACAACACGAAAGGGAACACCAGUUACUAUGGAGAAGGACUGAACGCCAUCAUCGUGUUUGCAGCAUGUUAUAUGCCCGACAGCAGCAGGCCUGACUAUAAAUAUGUCAUGGACAACCUCUUCCUGUAUAUAAUCAGCACCUUGGAGUUACUGGUGGCUGAAGACUACAUGAUCGUGUACCUCCAUGGAGGCACACCCAGACAGAACGUCCCUUCUAUUGGUUGGCUCAAGAAGUGUUACCAGAUGAUUGACAGGAGGUUACGUAAGAACUUGAAACAGUUGCUGAUCGUGCACCCGUCCUUCUGGCUGAAGACCAUCAUCCGUUUCACGAGACCCUUCAUCAGUUCCAAGUUCUACAGGAAGGUGGUGUUUGUGUACAGCCUGAGUGACCUGGCCUCCAAAAUUCCCAUGGAGUACAUCUACAUACCAGAGCAUAUAAGGGAAUACGAUAAGGACUUCCAGAUGAAACGUUCCAUGAGUUUCAUCGCGGGCCCGACCACCUCCCCGCUGGGCUCCCCGACCACGCAGAUGCAGCUGAACAGACCCGGCGCACAGCGACAGGACAGCAGCACGUCAAAGGAGUCACGGACCUCCUCCACACUCAGCCCCAAGUCUGAGUCACCACCAGAGAAGACUGGGAAAGUGGUGUGAGUGAGCACUGCUCAGAGUAGACCCAAGUCCCCAGUGUAAAUAUAUAAUUUGGAACUCAUGCUUUUUAUGUUUACCGCCAGGAAGGGAAACAUACUGUUUUUGCUCUGUUUCUUCUUCCUAUCAAAACAAAUAAGGUCAAUGACCUAGACCAGACAGCUGUCACCAUGGUUACUGGUUAAGUAGUAGACACCCUGUGGUGUUUAAUUACAUUAUGUAGCAAGUGGCAGGACAGCUGAAGGUGCUGGUCUUGAGUAAGAAUAAACAGAGAAGUCAUUUGUUAGGCUAGACCAUGUAAACAUAAAUGUAUUUGGUUGUAAAUGCUUCUCUCUAUUGUUUAGUCUUGCUGCUUUAUCUUUUGUAAGAAUAGAUUGAUAGGGUUCAUAUUUUAAGAGAUUGAUUUUGCAGUGUUACAAACCAAAAUGUACUGAAUGAUAUUACAGACAAAAUGUGAAGUGCAAAAUGAAAUAUCAGCAAACCAUUAUACAAUACUAUUGCUUGCAUGCUUGGCUUAAGUUCGUUCAAGCAAAGAAUUUAGCAAUUUGUCGUAAUGAAUUUGGUCCUGUGUAGCAAUAUUACCAUAUUGAAGAAUGAACAGAUUUUGAGCAACUACAGUUGAAUGACGGGAAGUUAAGCCAAAGGUCCCAGAAUGGUCCUAGAAUAGCUUAUCCCAUUUCCUGUCUUAAGUUUCCUGCUUAAGUUUAUUAAAAGUUUCUGGUUAUUCUGUGCAAUGAGUUACUGUAAAUAAGUUUGCUGCUUUAAAUGCAAAAAAGUCAAUCAAUCACGUAAAUAUUGAUGAUAGAAUCAUGAUUGUGCUGUUGAGCAGUGUAUAGUAAUCUUAAAUUUUGUGUUGCAAUUCUAAAACCAAUUUAGCUCAUAGAAUUUCUUGUCUUUGUACUCCCUUUUCCUUGAGACCAUAUUGGUCAUAGAUUUGUAUUUACUGUUACGGUAUCAGACUUUGCCAAAAAAAUUGUUUGUUUUUUGUACAUACACAACACUGUAGUCUGAAUGGGGACUUGGUAAUUAGAACACCUACUGAUUUGCCAUUGAUGAAAACUCUUGGAAAGUUAAUUGUUGGAAGUUCUAUUCUAAAGAAAACUAUCACAAGGAAAUGUAGUUUGUAAAUGUCUGUGAAUAGAGUAAAAAACGUGUUGUCAUUUCUGUAGUAAAUAAUAAAAAAAAGGGCCUAGCUACAUGUUACUAGCUGCUACAUUGUAUGAACCAAGAUGUCUUGUUGGAAAGAAAAUGUUAUAAAAGUCUGUUAAUAGAUGCGUUAUAGUUUGGUGAGUCUAUGUGAGCUAAAGUCUGCACAAAGUAACAGAGCUCUAGUCCAGAUAUAGAUGAUUGUAUAGUUUUUGCGCUAUGAAAAAUGUUGUGGAAAAAUAUCACAUUUAAAUCUAGAGUCAUUUUGUUGGAUGCUAAAUGUGAAGCAGGGUUUGCAAGAUGAUGGUCAGGUUUUUGGCGACGCCUCCGGGGUUUAGCCUGUAGUUUAUACAUUAUAGAGAGUUUGCUGUACAAACAACUAAUUAGAGUGUUAUGUGAAGGAUUGACAGGUCCUGCUUAUGUGUACAUUAUCAGAUUGAAAGUAACAUGUUUUUGAGUUCUUGCACAA